AUGGAUGAGCUUCAGGUGCUGCUCGUGGCAGACGAGGCAUCCUUGGAAGUUGUCGAGGAAGCUGCCCGAGAUAUCAUGGCCUCUUAUCCACAGCCUCCCACGGACAUCAGUGAAGAAGAACAUUUGCGUGAACUGCAAGGAUUAGUGCUGGAGUUUGGGGAUUGGAAGUUGUGUGAUUCCCGGGACAGACAGCACAUGUUGAUCUCAAGGUUUAGACUUCGGCUUCUGAAUUUGGGAUGCAAUGAAAAGACGUGCAAGGAAGUUUCAUUGCCUUAUUUGGAGAAUGAGCUGGAGAAUCUGGAAUCGCGUGGUCAUUCAUUCCGAUUUGUUUCGAACUUGAGGUGCAUUCUUCGGGAUUUGAAAGCUUGGAGAUUGCUCUGUGAAGGCAGGCCCAGCACAGAAAUGGAUGAUGAUACUUUUUGGCGCAAAAUGAGUUUUGAACCUCUGUCUCCAAGCGAUUGUUUUGGAGCCCGUUGA
Messenger RNA from Cladocopium goreaui, 477 nucleotides. NCBI's taxonomy places the organism in Eukaryota, Dinophyceae, Suessiales, Symbiodiniaceae. The record is from the annotation of a GenBank genome assembly.